CGCUAUCUCUCUCUGUCUCAAUCUUAAUCUUAAUUUCAAUCUUUUAAAAUCUAUCUCACUUCCCCUUGUUUGAAUCGUGUAUCAAUUAGUGCCUGUUUUGCUGUUAACACCAAAUUUGUAAUAGAUAUGUGGUGGAUAUUCGUUUUCAUGAUUUUGACAGCAGCCAGCUGUCACCCUCCCGAAAUACUGUACUCUUGGGAUAAGCUUGAUUAUAACUUUCCGAAUGAAUCAAUGAGAAUGGCAUAUAUCGCUUCCGGAGAUUUCAUUCAGGCUGACAACCUUCCAGUGGGUGUUAGUGUGUGGAGGGACAAAAUGUUCAUUACAGUUCCCAGAUGGAAGAAAGGCGUCCCAGCAAACUUAAAUUAUAUUUCAAUGUCUGAAAGUACAGGCAAGUCUCCACAACUCACUCCUUACCCCAAGUGGGAGACUAAUGAUGUUCAUUCAAACAACAAUGAUGUAACUAUCAGCAUCUUUCGUACGAGAGUCGAUGCCUGCGAUCGACUUUGGGGCGUUGACACCGGAAUCGAUGAUAUAUUGGGCGAUACGAAAAUAGUCCGGCCUCCACGACUCAUCGUAAUUGAUCUGAAUUCGAAUAAGAUAAUUCGUAGCUACACUUUAAAAGAUUCGGAUCAGAAAGCCGAUUCCUUCUUCGCCGACCUUGCCGUCGAUGUAGACAAAGAUUCCUGUAACGACGCCUACGCGUACUUAUCUGAUCUUGGAGGAUACGGUCUGGUCGUUUACAGCUGGGCACAAAAUAAUUCUUGGAGAUUCCAUCACAAUUACUUUCAUUUUGAUCCAUUGAAUGGCGACUACAACGUCACGGGGAUAAAUUUCCACUGGACCGACGGCGUAUUCGGACUGGUGGUGUCGCCACACCGGGAAGAUGGAUCGAAGACAUUGUACUUCCACGCUUUGUCCGCUGUUCGUGAAUUCUCCGUAUCCACGGCCGUGUUGAGGAACGAGUCGAGCGCCUCGUCGGAUAAUUAUUAUUUAUUCACGUUAGCGGGUGAGAAAGGCCAAGGCAGCCAGGGCACUUCCUCAGCAAUUGAUUUGCAAACAGGAAUCAUUUAUUUCACGCAAAUCAACCGACACGGGAUCGCUUGCUGGAAUACGAAGGAACCACUUAAUCCCAACACAUUUAAUCUCAUAAGUCAAGAUUUGGAAAAAAUGUCAUUUCCAAAUGACAUAGCAAUCGAUCCAUUGGGUAAAAAUUUAUAUACCUUAGUAAGUAAUGUUCCAAAAUUGAUGUAUGAUCGCUUAGAUGCGAACAAUAAGUUCUACAUAUUUCUCAAUAGUUUAGAGACAGUAGGUCACCAUUGUGACACUUAAUUAUAUAAUUAAUGUAAUGAAUCAU
This is a messenger RNA of Ceratosolen solmsi marchali, 1354 nucleotides long. RefSeq names its product yellow-f (gene Y-f). The coding region runs from base 127 to 1329 and encodes 400 amino acids. The transcript is spliced from 8 exons. Lineage: Eukaryota; Metazoa; Arthropoda; Insecta; Hymenoptera; Agaonidae. Gene Ontology annotation, cellular component: extracellular region. The record is from RefSeq and is a predicted model, not a curated record.